Molecule: messenger RNA, 1065 nt
Organism: Penicillium oxalicum
Lineage: Eukaryota; Fungi; Ascomycota; Eurotiomycetes; Eurotiales; Aspergillaceae
Exons: 2
Coding region: 1-1065 (354 amino acids)
Molecular function (GO): protein binding
Source: RefSeq, a predicted model, not a curated record
AUGUCGCAAGAUCAUGCCUGGAUCUCUGCUACCGAAUGCGGCCCCCUUGUUCUCAAGUUCAACGUCAAAUAUCGCAACAGCCAUCUCCAUCUAGCGGCUAAAGCCAAUAUUUGCGCUCUUACACAGGAUUUACUGCUGUACGGCGCCAAUAUUAACGCCUUCUUCCGGGGGAAAACUGCCUUGAUGAGAGCGAUCAAGUAUUCGUCGAGGGAGGUGAUUAAACUUCUACUGAAUCAGCCAGAUUUGAAAGGGACCUAUGCGUCCGUAGAGAGCGUGUUAAAGCGGCCCGGGCUUAACGUAAACAUCCGAUAUGAACAAGGCCGAACCCCGCUUCACCUAGUAGUUUUCGGGGGCCGAAUUAGAGUGGCAAAAUUGCUGUUAUCUCAUGGAGAAGACCGAGAUAUCAAGGAUCAUCACGGCUACUCACCAAGAGACUGGGCCUGCCACGCAAACAAGGCCUCGAUGAUAGAGGUGAUGUCGGUCGAUCCGGCUUGCCUAUCAGCCUUCGACCGGCAUAACUUGGACAGCGAUGACCUAUCACUACAUCAGGCUAUGGCCCAUGGGUCUCUGAAUGCCGUCAAGCUACUCCUCGGGCAGAAGAACCUCGAUCUCGAGAGGUAUGAUCAGAAUGGUGACACGCCGCUUCAUCUUGCAGUCCGGAUGAAACCCCUGGAGCUCGUUGAUCUGCUUCUUGGCCAUCCACGUAUCAACGCGAAUUCUACCAACAGGGAUGGCAAUACGCCGCUGUGGGUGGCUUCACGCUCGCAGUUCGCGGAAAUCACCAGAAGGUUUCCCGGGCACAAAGACGUGGACAUUAACUUCGUCGGUAGUCGCGGCAAGUAUGGGGAUUCCUCGAGCUCUCUACAUCACGCCGUAUGGAGAAUGGAUACGUCAAUUUCACAGGCCUGCCUUGCGACACCAGGGGUGGACGUGAAUAUUCUAGCUGGACGGCGAUCUCCUUUGCAAGUCGCUGUGCAAUUGGGACGAAUUGAUGCUUUGAAGAUGCUUCUCAACUUCCGCGGCAUUAACAUCAAUCCGAGAGGCGGAGAUCCACCUCUAUGUUAG